AUGGAGAACGCCGCCGAACCUCCCAAGGAGCCCUCCAAGAGCGCCCUCAAGAAGGCCGAGAAGCAGGCCAAGAUGGCUGCCGACAAGGCUGCAAAGGCCGCUAAGCAGGCUGCCCUCCCCAUCGUGGGCGGAAAGAAGACCGACGAUAUCAUUGGAAUCACCGUCACCAAGGCAGAGAACUUCCCAGCAUGGUACCAGGAGGUCGUUCUCAAGGGCGAGAUGGUCGAAUACUACCAAGAAAUCUCUGGUUUCUUCGUCCUGCGCCCUUUGUCAAUGCACAUCUGGAACGUCAUCCGAAAGUGGUUCCAGGACCGCAUUGAGCUGAUGGGGGUUGAGGAGACCAGCUUCCCCAUGUUCCUCUCCUCCAAGUCGCUGGAGAAGGAGAAGGAUCACGUCGAGGGCUUUGCUCCCGAAUUGGCUUGGGUGACCAAGGCUGGUGACAAGGAUCUCGAAGUUCCCGUCGCAAUUCGUCCCACGUCUGAGGCUGUCAUGUACCCUUACUACGCCAAGUGGAUUCGCAGCCACCGAGAUCUUCCCCUUCGACUGAACCAGUGGAACUCGGUUGUUCGAUGGGAGGCUAAGCAGACCACUCCUUUCCUCCGAACAAGAGAAUUCCUCUGGCAGGAGGGCCACACUGCCCACCUGACCGAAGAGCUUGCCGGAAAGGAGGUUUUGGAGAUUCUGGAGCUGUAUGCUGGUGUCUACGAGCAGCUUCUGGCUGUCCCCGUUGUCCGAGGACGCAAGACUGAGAACGAGAAGUUCGCUGGUGGUUACUACACAACCACCGUUGAGGGCUACAUUCCUUCCAACGGCCGUGGUAUCCAGGGUGCCACGUCCCACUGCUUGGGCCAGAACUUCAGCAAAAUGUUCGACAUUACUGUUGAAGACCCUGCCAACAAGGGUUCUCACAUCCACGUCUGGCAGAACUCUUGGGGUCUGUCCACCCGUGUCAUUGGUGUCAUGAUCAUGGUACACGGUGAUGACAAGGGUCUUGUCCUUCCUCCCCGAAUUGCCAAGACUCAGACCAUCCUGAUCCCCGUCGGUAUCAACAAGAGCACUACCCCCGAGGACAGGAAGAAGCACGAAGAGCAGCUGGAUGGCAUCCGGGAUACCCUGAAGAAGGCUGGUGUCCGAGCUGAGUCUGACUGGAGAGAGGGCUACACUCCUGCCUGGAAGUUCAACGACUGGGAGCUCAAGGGUGUUCCUCUGCGAAUUGAGUUUGGCCCCAAGGAUGCUGCCAAGGAGGUUGUCAGCUGGGCCAGACGUGAUACCGGUGAGAAGGGCACCAUCCCUAUCGCCGAGGUCGCUACCAAGGUUCCCGAGCUGCUGGAGACUAUUCAGUCAGAUAUGUACGCCAAGGCCGAGAAGUCGUUCCGCGAGCACCGCCUGCAGAUUACCAAGUGGGAGGAUGUCCUUCCCGCUUUGGAUGACAAGAACGUUGUCCUGAUUCCCUUCUGUGGCGAUGGCAAGUGCGAGGACCGCAUCAAGGAGCUGACCACUCGUGAGGACACUCAGCCUGACGUCCCCGAGAGCCAGAAGCUCCCCUCCAUGGGCAUGAAGAGUUUGUGUAUUCCUUUCGAGCAGCCUGAGGGUGUUGUUGCCGGCGAGACGGAUUGUCUUAGCCCCGAGUGCCAGCGCAAGGCUCAGUUCUGGACCAUGUUUGGUAGAAGCUAUUAA
This is a messenger RNA of Trichoderma harzianum CBS 226.95, 1677 nucleotides long. RefSeq lists its product as hypothetical. The coding region runs from base 1 to 1677 and encodes 558 amino acids. Gene Ontology annotation, molecular function: proline-tRNA ligase activity; ATP binding. The transcript has 2 exons. Gene Ontology annotation, biological process: prolyl-tRNA aminoacylation. The record is from RefSeq and is a predicted model, not a curated record. Lineage: Eukaryota; Fungi; Ascomycota; Sordariomycetes; Hypocreales; Hypocreaceae. Gene Ontology annotation, cellular component: aminoacyl-tRNA synthetase multienzyme complex; cytoplasm.